This is a messenger RNA of Oncorhynchus kisutch (coho salmon), 4280 nucleotides long. RefSeq names its product RP9 pre-mRNA splicing factor. The coding region runs from base 2991 to 3644 and encodes 217 amino acids. Lineage: Eukaryota; Metazoa; Chordata; Actinopteri; Salmoniformes; Salmonidae. Gene Ontology annotation, biological process: RNA splicing. The record is from RefSeq and is a predicted model, not a curated record. The transcript has 8 exons.
AAAACUGGGAACACCAGGCUCCGUCAAACAGAGAUAGCGCGAAGCUCCUGCUUGUUUAAUACACUGGUUCAGCGAAACUUUACUUUGAGAACUUCUGUCAACUAGUUCAGAGAAACUAGUCCGCCAUCUGUUUGACUAGUCUAGACCCUCCGCAGCAGUAUGGCUACCUUCGUCUCGAUGGCUACCUGCCACACCUAUAACAACACGUCCAGGCACAACGGUGUCAACAGGGACUUCAUGGCCGCUCUCUCCAAGAGCCACGGGAGCACAGGCAAACGCAACAGUCCCCAGUCGACCAACAGAAACAAUGCCAUAGGCAUACCAAAGUCUGCCCCCAAUGACAAGACACCCUGCAGUACGCCAAGGUCGAUAUCCUCUGAGACCAGCAGUUCCUCCUUGGCCUCCAAGCCCGCCAUUGUGAAGAAGUCUGCCUUCUCCCGCCUCAAGAGGUUCCUCAUGCUGGAAGACAACCAGAAGACCAAGGGGAGGACUCAAAGACUUUACUAUCCUCCCUCUGAAUGACUGACAAACACUUGGCUCCACUGCAAUGACCCAACAGUCAGCCUUUUCACCACCAUGAUAUGACACUGACGCACCAGGCUCUCUGGCCUGCUUGCAAUUCAGAAUGGUCCUCCUGGAAUUCAGAACGGGGGCUGGGUCAGCAGUCAGUGAAUAAGUAAUACAGGGCCUCCUGUUGCACUAACUUUUUAAAACUUGCCCCUCCCAACUACCCCUGAGGUCCCCCUUCCGUAGAGCUGUUCAAACAGAAUGGCCCCACACCACGGCAUCGUCCAGGAAUUCCAUUGUCCCUAUGGAUGGCGGGAACUGCAUCGGAAGCAAAGCUCCCCCUUUUCUUCCAUGUUAUUUAUGAGGCAAGCAGAAUAACUUAAUUCGAGUUAUAGGAUGUUUUGAUUGAGAGGGUGAUUUUUAUUUUAUUUGUUACAAUCACAUUUAUAUGAUAAAUUACUUCCACAUUUAUAUUCACGUUUAAGUUUCAUGCUUCUUGAAGUAUGUUUUUAUUUUUUACUUGGUUUUCAUUUUCAUAGACUUUCCCACUCUUCUCUUGAGGUUACUGUCCAAGUAGAGAUGAUCUGUAGCUGUUUACAGGUUUGUUUGUGUGGCUCUACUAUUUUAUGAUCACUGCCAAAUGUUUUACUUUUAUGUAAAGGUCGACUUUUUGUAUACUGGUGGUUUUGAGAUCAUAUUUGGAUGAAUGGGACGCAUCAACUUAACAUUGAAAUUGUUUUUAUGCCUGAACCUUAAUGACAAUGCAAAUGUGACUUUCUUUCAGUAGUUUCAUGUUUGUUGAAGAUUGGUUUUGCUGUUUGAAGGCUUCACCUUUUACCUGUUUUGAAGUUGUUUUUUUAUGUUUAGCUUUACAAUGUCAAUUAGACUGCUUUUGUUCCAACACACUUUAUUGCAUUUAGUGACAUGUUUAAUUAAUCCAAUGUGUGAGUCUAGCAUUUCACAGAAUACUGAAAUACCUCAAAUUAUAUAUUCCUUUUACACCUUGCUUCUGUGAAAUGAAAAUGUUUUCAGGUAUUCUUAUUACUGUGUUACAUGAUAGAACUUCAAGAAGAUAUGUCUACCCAAUUGUCAUACUUGAGAAAAAGUAAGGAUACUUUAAUAGGAAAUUCCUAAAGUGAAAGUCACCCAGUAAAAUAUUACUUAAGUAAAAAUCUAAAAGUAUUUGGUUUUACAUGUACUUUUAUCAAAAUUAUAAGUAACUUUUAAUUCCUUUAAGCAAACCAGACGGUGCCAUUUUGUUAUUCAUGGCUCGCCUGGGGCACACUCCAGCACUCUGACAUCAUUUAAAAAUUGCGUUUAGUUAGUCCGUCAGCUCAGAGGCAGUACGGCUGACUGGGGGGGUUCCCUUGAUGACUGUGUGAAUUGUAUAUUUUCCUGUCCUGUUAAGCAUUAAAACUGUAACGAGUACUGUUGGGGGGGGGGGGGAAAUGUGUGGAGUAAAAAGUACAUUAUGUUCUUUUAGGAAUGUAGUGAUGUAAAGUACAGAUACUGUAAAAAUACUUUGAAUUACUACUGGGUUUUCAGCUUACACAUUUAAGUGCUACAGAACUUUAAGGGUACCCUACUACAUGUUCUGAUAAACACCUCAGGAAUGGGGCUGUAUAAAUGGAACCAUGCAAAUUCAGAGCUCUUGCUGCAGGGACUGACGAUCCACGAGAUCAAGCUUCUAGUUUAACCAUGUUUUGAAACUAUACUGUUUGUUUAUAAUGACAUUGUUUACAAAGCAAGCAGUUUAACAACUCAUGAGGCAUUUUUAAGUUAAAAUGAUCAAUGGCUCAUUAAUUUAACAUCCAAAAAUGGUUUUAGAGUAGGAAUCUCAGAUGGUCCCUUUUAAUUUAACUAGGCACGUCAGUUAAGAACAAAUUCUUAUUUUACAAUGAUGGCGUACUCCAUCCAGACCCUCCCUUAACCCAGAUGACGCUGGGCCAAUUGUGCGCCGCCUUAUGGGACUCCCAAUCACGGCCGGGAAUGAUUCAGCCCGGGCUCGAACCAGGAUCUGUAGUGAUGCCUCUAGCACUGAGAUGCAGUGCCUUAGACUGUUGCGCCCCUUGGGAGCCCUUUGGUUCCACACGUAGACUGUUUAUAAGAACAUUAUUGUGUAUAAUAUAGCUUGGGCUCCUUCGCUGAUAAGGAUAACUGCCACUAAACUCCAAAGAAGAAUGGCAUGAAUAAAUGCUCUUUAUAAACCACCACAGACCUCACCUUACCCAACCAUAGACCUUGCUGUUGAUCAAGCGUCCUCGACUACAUUUGACCUGCAGGCGGCGCUGCGUUUACAGAUGGCAUGCGCAAGCAGAAACAGGAAGUAGCUGUGCAGAGUUCGAGAAAAAUGUCCUGACGUAGUCCCGAAUGUAUUUUCUCUAAAAAGUGAUUCACUUCAACGAAUUUGUGAUUAGAAAUCGUAUCAAACUCAAAUUAAACGGUUAUUUCCUAAACAUAGCCAGUUACCCAAUGACAUUGCAAUGUCUAGUAGAAAGAGAUCGAGAGACUCGGAGGACAGAGGGGACCGCAAAAGGCACAAGGAAUCAAAACACGAUGUAGAAAAACUCAAGAAACAAGCGAGAAAACUCAACCAAGAAGUGCAAAAGCUGAAGCAUUUGGAGACCUUUUAUGAAAAACCUCCUCCUGGACUCAUAAAGGCGGAGGAGUACAAACCAGAGGACUGUAUUCCUGCUGAUCCAGGAAAUGAGGAUGCUAGGGACUUCCUGGCUCACGCCCCCACCAAGGGUCUGUGGAUGCCUCUGGGGAAGGAGGUGAAGGUCAUGCAGUGUUGGAGAUGCAAGCGCUAUGGACACAGGACAGGGGACCGAGAGUGUCCCUUCUUCAUCAAAGGAAACCAGAAACUGGAGCAGUUCAGAGUGGCACACGAAGACCCAAUGUACGACCUGAUCCGAGAAAACAAACGCAAUGAAAAAGAAACGAGGAUCCAGCAGCUGCAGCAACUCCUGCAGGACACCACCUCCUCCGACUCGGACAGCUCCUCCUCUUCCUCCUCUACCAGCGACCGCAAGAAGAGGAAACACAAGAAGAAGGACAAGAAGAAGGACAAGAAAAAGAGGAAGAAGAGGAGGAAGCACAAGUCCUCCAAAACCAGUGACUGUUCUGAGUCCAAUUGAGCCAUAGGAACCUACCUGGAUUGUUCUAGCAGGGAGAUGGCUACACUGCAGUGUCUAUCAGUCAGUGAGCAGCUAUGGUGGUUCUUACCCAUUGGCUCAGGGUCGCCUCAAUGGCACACUACGAAGUGCACAAUAGAGGACCCUUUUUGGUUCAAUAUUCUUCCCUCCAUCUGAGCCUUUAAAUAAUGCAUGACUUGUCCCAUCCCUCAUAUGGUUGAUGCCUCUAUUCCAUUAGAUCAUACAGAAUAAGAUUCUAUGGAUCCGCAAUGCUGAUUGUGAAUGUAGGGCCCCUCAGGCGAGGAUCUCAGAAAGCCCUUACAGCAUGGGUAAUGACAUGACUGGCUCGGGGGGGCCUGAGCCAGCCAGACUAGUUGAAAUCAGUUUGUAGCUGUUAUGAAGGAUGUUGGCUUGAUGAAUCAGAUCCGAAUGAAAACGUGACAAAACAGAGCAUGUUGUUAGAGAUGGUUUUGCUUCGUAUUUAGCUUGAUUGUAGGCCUGUUGUUUUGACAAAUAGAGUGGGAAAAAUUGCAACACAUUUUUUCCAUAUUUAUUUUCUUCCAAAUGACGCUGAUAGAUGUUUGAAUGCUUAUUACUGUACAUAAAUAUUUGGAAUAAAUUGAGGUUGGAAUUGAACUA